GUUGCUUUACCGGCUGUCGAUGAAGUGCUGUUCACGCUGGCCACCACCGUUCAUGUCCAUCAGCUACUAGCUAGCAGACCUGUCUGUCCAGUUCCCACGCUUCAGACCCCCGUCUUUAUAUAAGGUCGUCUUGACCUGUCGCCGUGGAUCAUCAAGUCGUCGAGCAGGGGGAGCCGGCGUAGUGAAUAUACACACGUGAACCCAACCCAUUUCCCACUGCCGAUGCCGAUAGAAAUGCAGUCCAGCUCCUGCCCAAGCAAGCAAGCACCAAACCAAAGCAGCGCGCCGGAGGGGAGUCGGGGAGGAGCAGGGGGGAGUCAGGUCCAUGGACCUGCCAGCGAAACGGGGCUGGCUUCCGCCGCUCAGAUCGACGGGUCCCGCGCUGGAGGCAGGGGGCGGAGCGGUAGAGGAGCCGGGGCCUCGGAGCAGGAGGCCGACCCUCGGGGCUCUGCUUCAAGCCAGGGUUUCAAUCGACCUCGGAAUCCACAAGCUCGAUAUCGAUGGAGAUGAGGACAGAAUCAGCGCGCUCCCCGACGACGUCCUCCUAGAAAUCCUAGAGCGCCUCGACGACAUGCGCGAGGCGGUCCGCGCCGGCGCACUCUCCACGCGGUGGCGGCACCUCCCCCACCGGCUCUCGCACCUGGUCCUCGACAUCAUGCACUUCGGCUUAGACACUUCGACUUCGAGGGCCGACCUCGGGGGAAGUUCUUCGGCGGUCGAGGCCAUGCAGGCGUACACACGCGCGCUGUACAGGUCACUGUCUCCGUGUCCUCCUCCGGCUGGCUGCAAGCGCGCUAUCAAGACCCUCAUCCUACGUUUCUUACCUGUGACGGACCUGACCUCCAUAGGCCACGCCGUGGAGGACGUUGUCAGCCACGGUGAGACUGAGUUUCUUGGAUUUUACAUCUACUCGCCAGACCGUUAUGGUCGGGAGGGGAUCAUGUCCUUCUCCACCACCUGCCCAGUUGCCUGCCUUUCGGUGGCUCACCAAGCUUACGUUCCUUAACCUUUCGUUGGUCAAUUCUGACAUCAACAAGCUCAUUACUGAUUGCGGUAGGCUCAGAAUCCUCACCCUGCUUUCCUGCCAUUUUCCGGGCUUUGAGCUCAAGAUCGACGCGCCAUUCUCCGGGCUCCACGAGCUCUACUGCGUAAACUUCUAUUUGGGCAUCGGUCGAGUUGAUCGAUGUACCCAAACUUACAGAAGUGUGGUACCAAGAAUCUGAGGGCCACGGAAUCCCUCUGGUGCGGUUCGGCCACGUUCCGCAGCUUCGCCAUGUGUCCCUCCUUUGUCGUGCCACAGACUCUGGUAGGCGAUUGGCACUGAGCGAGUAUCUACCAGGGACUGCCAGGAAUUUUUCUGAGUUGCAUCUCCAUUUUGCCUGCCAAAUGGUGAGUUAAUUUCGAUGUGCCACAUGAGUUUUUGUCCGCGUCUAAAUAUUGUAUGUUUUUCUUCUUUUCCAACAAUUUCAUCUUUCGACCCGCAAAAAAAAAACAAUUUCAUCUUUCUAUUUGUGUUCCUCUUCUUAUUGCAGAUCUGGAUUCAUAUGGAACAUCCGAAACAGCUCACUGCUACAUUCAGAAACCUGACCAAUGUGCGAAAAGUGGCUGCAGAGGCCGAGCUCCACUGAGUUCUAUAUACAUUUCUCAGCCAAAAUACCUUUUCCAUAACUCAAAAAAAUCUGAAAAAAUGUUUUCAUGUAGACAUAUACUUAAAGUAUACGUGUACAAAUUAUCAUAAACAUAUGUAUUCAUAUGUGAUGUAUACAAAAAAGACAAAUACACAGAUUGAAAUACGCUUUUUCUUUGUUGUAUUUGUGUCAGAUUUUUGUCUUUUUUGUGUAGCACGCAAAUGAUCAAAUUAGUUACUGAAAAUUUAUACAUACUUAAAAAAUAUGCAUAUGUAUUUGUACAAAAAAAUUGGCAUUUUUUGAAACUUUUAAAUAUAUUUUGAUUUUUUUUGGUAAAACGGGCUCCUUGGAGCCCGGUCUCUGCGACGCCUCACUCACCAAUGUGGAACUUUUUGGUAUCUUUCCGGAGUAUGAUCUGAGCUGGACCAUUUUUUUCCUUGAAGCUGCACCUGCACUGCAAAAUUUCAGAUUGUCUCGAGAACGGCAUUUGUGUACGGACUGUGCCAUGAAGACCAAUGUAGUGUGGGAGCCAUCCAAGGAUUUUAAGCACCUGAACUUGAAGUUGCUCCGGAUGUCCGGGUUCGAGAACGAAGACAAGGUGACAAACUACAUAAGGCUAGUCAUGGAGCAAACUGUGGAGUUGAAGAGAAUCGAGCUGCAUGGUGAAAACCCAUGCAAGAAAUGCGAUGCCAUUGACCCGAGGUCGAGGAGACCCCUGGUAGAUGAAGCUCGUAGGCGUCGGAUUAAGGAGAAACUUGCACAUGAGUCAUCCUCAUCCGUGGAGAUAAUAAUACUCCCUCCGUUCCAAAAUAAGUGUCUCAACCAUGAUACAAUUUUGUACGAGACAUUUAUUUUGGGACAGAGGAGAGGAAGUAGUUGAUGGAUCUGGUCAAGGAAUGCAGCUACCGGAGUGAAAAACUAAAGACUGUAUAACUACUAGGUACUGAUAGCCUGACAAUGUGUGAUUGCUGUGGACCUCAGAGAGUAGCUAAAUUAUGUGUACUGCAGUU
Molecule: messenger RNA, 2638 nt
Organism: Triticum aestivum (bread wheat)
Lineage: Eukaryota; Viridiplantae; Streptophyta; Magnoliopsida; Poales; Poaceae
Exons: 2
Coding region: 326-1006 (226 amino acids)
Molecular function (GO): protein binding
Source: RefSeq, a predicted model, not a curated record